CCGCUCCUUCUUCCUUCACUACUCUUCUCAUCUCUUUCGUACAGACAUUCUUCCAUCUCUCUCUACCUUAUCUCAAUCUUCUCUCAUCUGCAAUAACAAAUCUCGAUCGGUUGAUUGAUCCAUUGCGCGGCAACCAAUAUGGAUGAAGAAUACGACGUCAUCGUCCUCGGCACCGGCCUCAAGGAGUGCAUUAUCAGCGGCCUUCUCUCCGUCGAUGGCCUCAAGGUUCUGCACAUGGAUAAAAAUGACUAUUAUGGAGGAGAAUCCAGCUCCCUUAGUCUCAUUCAGCUUUGGAAGCGGUUUAGGGGGACCGAUCAACCUCCAGAACAGUUAGGAGCUAGCAAAGAGUACAAUGUUGAUAUGAUUCCGAAGUUCAUGAUGGCGAAUGGGACCUUGGUUCGAGUGCUCAUUCAUACUGAUGUUACAAAGUAUUUGACCUUCAAGGCUGUGGAUGGUAGUUUUGUGUACAACAAGGGGAAGAUCUACAAAGUUCCGGCUACUGAUGUUGAAGCACUUAAGUCCUCACUGAUGGGUCUGUUUGAGAAGCGCCGUGUCAGAAAAUUCUUUCUUUAUGUUCAAGAAUUUGAGGAGUCUGAUCCAAAAACUCAUCAAGGGAUGGAUUUGAACGCAAUUACAGCAAAAGAUUUUAUAACAAAAUACGAACUUGAAGAUGAUACAAUUGAUUUUAUUGGUCAUUCCUUAGCACUUCAUACCGAUGAUAACUACUUAGCUCAGCCGGCUAUAGAAUUCGUGAAGAAAGUCAAGCUUUAUGCAGAGUCUUUGGCACGCUUUCAAUCAGGGUCUCCAUAUAUCUAUCCUAUGUAUGGACUGGGAGAAUUGCCUCAGGCAUUUGCACGUCUUAGUGCAGUUUAUGGUGGGACAUACAUGCUAAACAAGCCUCAGUGUAAGGUGGAGUUCGACGACAGUGGAAAAGCCUAUGGUGUGACCUCUGAAGGAGAAACAGCUAAAUGCAAGAAAGUUGUCUGUGAUCCAACCUAUUUAACUGAUAAGGUCCAUAAGGUUGGAAAAGUUGCUCGGGCAGUAUGCAUAAUGAGCCAUCCUAUCCCCGACACAAACGACUCCCAUUCUGCUCAGGUUAUUCUGCCACAGAAACAACUUGGUCGCAAAUCAGACAUGUACUUGUUCUGCUGCUCUUAUACUCACAAUGUUGCCCCCAAAGGCAAAUAUAUAGCCUUUGUGUCGACAGAAGCCGAAACUGAUGAUCCAGAAACAGAAUUGAAGCCUGGAGUAGAUCUACUUGGGCCUGUGGAUGAGAUAUUUUACGAGACUUAUGACAGAUUUGUGCCAACAAAUGAUUGCACUGCAGAUAAUUGCUUCAUAUCAAAUAGCUAUGAUGCAUCAACACACUUUGAGUCCACAGUACGGGAUGUGCUUGAAAUGUAUACCAAAAUUACUGGAAAGACUGUUGAUUUGUCCGUAGAUCUGAGUGCUGCAAGUGCUGGUGGGGAACAAUAGGUUUAUUUUUCAUAUCAGGUGCCCAUGAAACUGGGUUGAAGGUAGAAUCAAAGAAAGAAGUUCCACUCAGCUCCAGAAGAAGAAUAUCCCCAGUAGACGUUCUCUGUUCAAAUUGUUAUUUAAUUUUGCUUGUUUUUUUUUUUUUUUUUUUUUUUAUGUCAAGUGCAACAAUCUCUUUACUAAUUGUAUCUCGGUAUUAUGUCAAUGAUGAACUCUAUGAACGCUCUGUUGUUUUCUUUAUUCGUUUGCAAAA
Molecule: messenger RNA, 1729 nt
Organism: Ipomoea nil (Japanese morning glory)
Lineage: Eukaryota; Viridiplantae; Streptophyta; Magnoliopsida; Solanales; Convolvulaceae
Product: guanosine nucleotide diphosphate dissociation inhibitor At5g09550-like
Exons: 14
Coding region: 139-1476 (445 amino acids)
Biological process (GO): vesicle-mediated transport; small GTPase-mediated signal transduction; protein transport
Cellular component (GO): cytoplasm
Molecular function (GO): Rab GDP-dissociation inhibitor activity
Source: RefSeq, a predicted model, not a curated record